Molecule: messenger RNA, 1698 nt
Organism: Letharia columbiana
Lineage: Eukaryota; Fungi; Ascomycota; Lecanoromycetes; Lecanorales; Parmeliaceae
Exons: 4
Coding region: 1-1698 (565 amino acids)
Cellular component (GO): cytoplasm
Molecular function (GO): cystathionine beta-synthase activity; cysteine synthase activity
Source: RefSeq, a predicted model, not a curated record
AUGUCGACUCUCACACAGCCCAAGAUACCGCCAGUGGUAAUGGACACAAUCACCCAACAAAUUGGGAACACGCCCAUGGUCAAACUGAACAAGAUACCUCAUAGUCUUGGUAUAGAAGCUACCGUUUAUGCAAAGCUCGAGUACUUCAAUGCCGGAGGAAGCGUCAAAGACCGCAUCGCCUUGCGAAUGAUCGAGGAAGCAGAACGGAAAGGAAGAAUCAAACCUGGAGAUACGUUGAUAGAGCCAACGAGUGGUAAUACUGGCAUCGGUCUUGCUUUGGUCGCGGCAGUAAAGGGCUAUAAAACAAUCAUUACCCUUCCUGAGAAAAUGUCCCCGGAGAAAGUCGCCGUCCUUCGCUCCCUAAAUGCGACCAUCAUCCGCACCCCAACCCAAGCCGCCUUCGACUCGCCCGAAUCUCACAUCGGUGUCGCUCGAAGAUUACAGAAGGAGAUACCUAAUGCUCAUAUAUUAGAUCAGUACGGAAACCCUGACAACCCUUUAGCACACGAGUACGGGACCGCCGAAGAAGUGUGGGAACAAACAGACGGCAAGAUCACAGCUGUAGUGGCGGGAGCAGGAACAGGUGGUACAAUCACAGGACUGGCGAGAGGAUUACGGAAACACAAUAAGAAUGUGAAAAUAAUCGCCGCCGAUCCAUAUGGAUCGAUACUGGCAAUGCCCACUUCGCUGAACAACAUGCACGCAAAUGAGUCAUACAAGGUUGAGGGUAUAGGAUAUGACUUUGUGCCGGAUGUGCUGGAUCAGGGGACCGUUGAUCAUUGGUAUAAAACCGACGAUAGAGAAGCUUUUGCCUACGCGAGGAGGCUGAUUGCUGAAGAGGGACUCCUCGUGGGGGGCAGUAGUGGAAGUGCGAUUGCUGCUAUGGUGAAGAGUGUCAAAGAUUUGGGAUUAGGCAAGGAUGAUGUGGUGGUUGUUAUACUACCUGACAGCAUACGAAGCUACCUCAGCAAGUUCGUGGACGACGACUGGCUCGCAGCGAACGACCUCCUUCCUCCCACCCCACCACCAACAAACCCCCCAUCACCAGCCCUUCCAGCCCAACACCGUCGCUCCUCAAUGUCCGCCUCCAAAGACAAAUCUCCCUUCAAAGAUGCCACAAUCCGCACUCUCCGCCUUAAACCCGUCACCACAGUCCAAACCACCACUCCCUGCACAGAAGCCAUCGAAACAAUGCGCGAAAAAGGCUUCGACCAACUGCCUGUACUUGCAGCUUCUGGCAAGAAAAGACUAGUCGGUCUCGUAACACUGGGAAAUCUGCUCAGCUGGAUAAGUCAAGGCCGUGCGACGGGCAAGAGUCCUGUUAAAGAUGUCAUGUUCAAUUUCGCCAAGAUCAGCGAAGUCGUUACGGAUCCGAGAGAUAUUGGAAGGCUCGCCCCACCACCGCCGCCAUCAGGAAACGAAAGCCACAAGCAUACUCACACACAGUCGGCGUUGAAAACAAACGGGGAGGCAGAUGCUCAGAGUGUGCCUCAGAAACGGAAGUUUGUAGAGAUUACCCUGGAUACGCCGCUAGGGGCAUUGUCCAGAUUUUUUGAAUGGAAUAGCGCGGCUGUGGUGACAGAGAAAGAGGAUGGAGAAGAGGUAUGGAUGAAGCCAGUAGCGGUGGUGACUAAAGUUGAUCUACUGGGCUGGUUAGUCAAGCAAGGGAAGAUGGAUGGUACCAAUGGGUCUGCUUGA